Messenger RNA from Salvelinus namaycush (lake trout), 2256 nucleotides. Its product is annotated as zinc finger protein 271-like. Bases 43 to 2256 code for a protein of 737 amino acids. The record is from RefSeq and is a predicted model, not a curated record. The transcript is spliced from 5 exons. Lineage: Eukaryota; Metazoa; Chordata; Actinopteri; Salmoniformes; Salmonidae.
GCUGACGAGGCAGAGAAGAGUCUCUCCAGAUCAGAACACCAGAUGGGUUACCAGGACAACGCUAGCCCUUCCGUCCUCCCGGAGUUCCCGUGUUGUGCCUCUUCUGGUAGCGCCUUACUGCUGGGUAUGAAGAGGUUGUCUGUGCUGCUGGUGGACUGCAGGAAAACAACGGGGCUGAGUGGAACUGUGAGAGGAGGAGGAGAGAAGAAAGGAUCAGAUUUGACUCAUCAAAGAGGAAAACCAACCUUGGAGGAACCAAAGACGUCCAACCCAGCAAGACGACACCUCUGCUCCCAUUGUGGAAAAAGUUUUAACCAGUUAGUUAGCUUGAAAAGACAUGAGAGGGUACACAUAAGAACGAAGCCACUCCAUUGCUCCCAGUGUGGAAAGAGUUUUAAGCGGUUAGACACCCUCAAAGCUCAUGAGCGAAUACACACAGGGGAGAAAAGACACCAGUGUUCCCACUGUGGAAAGUGUUUUAACCAGUUAAGGGACCUGAAACAACAUGAGAGAAUACACACAGGGGAGAAGCCUUAUCACUGCUCCCAGUGUGGCAAGUGUUUUAACCAGUUAGGGAACCUGAAACAACAUGAGAGAAUACAUACAGUUGAAAAGCCUUACCAGUGUUCCCACUGUGGAAAGUGUUUUAACCAGUUAUGGGACCUGAAACAACACGAGAGAAUACACACAGGGGAGAAGCCUUACCACUGCUCCCAGUGUGGAAAGUUUUUCAGCCAGUCAGGGGAGCUGAAACGGCAUGAGAGAAUACACACAGGGGAAAAGCCUUACCACUGCUCACAGUGUGGAAAGGGUUUUAACCAGAAAAGCAACCUCAACCAACAUGAGAGAAUACACACAGGAGAGAAGCCUUACCACUGCUCCCAGUGUGGAAAGAGUUUUAACGAUUUAGGGAGCCUGAAAAAACAUGAGAGAAUGCACACAGGGGAGAAGCCUUACCACUGCUCCCAGUGUGGAAAGUGUUUUAACGAUUUAGGGAACCUGAAAAAACAUGAGAAUACACACAGGGGAGAAAAGCCUUACCACUGCUCCCAGUGUGGAAAGAGUUUUACCCACUUGUGUAAUCUGAAAACACAUGAGAGAAUACACACAGGAGAAAAGCUGUACCGCUGCUCCCAGUGUGGAAGGAGUUUUACCCACUUACGUAACCUGAAAACACAUGAGAGAAUACACACAGGGCAGAAGCCUUACCAUUGCUCCCAGUGUGGAAAGAAUUUUACUCACUUAAAUAACCUGAAAACACACGAGCAAUUACACACGGGGGAGAAGCCUUACUGCUGCUCCCAGUGUGGAAAGUGUUUUAACCAGAAAAGCUACCUGAAAAAACACGAGAGAAUGCACACAGGAGAAAAGCCUUACCACUGCUCCCAGUGUGGGAAGGGUUGUAACCAGUUAGGUGACCUGAAACGACAUGAGAGAAUACACACAGGAGAAAAUCUGUGCUAUUGCUCCCAGUGUGGAAAGGGUUGCAACCACUUAGGUGACCUGAAACGACAUGAGAGAAUACACACAGGAGAAAAUCUGUACUAUUGCUCCCAGUGUGGAAAGGGUUGUAACCACUUAGGUGACCUGAAACGACAUGAGAGAAUACACACAGGAGAAAAGCUGUACCACUGCUCCCAGUGUGGAAAGAGUUUUACCCACUUACGUAACCUGAAAACACAUGAGAUAAUACAUACAGGGGAGAAGCCUUACCACUGCUCCCAGUGUGGAAAGAGUUUUAUCCACUUAUGUAACCUGAAAACACACAAGCAAUUACACACAGGGGAGAAGCCUUACCACUGCUCCCAGUGUGGAAAGAGUUUUAAUCAGAAAAGCUACCUUAAAAAACAUGAGAGAUCACACACAGGAGACAAGCCUUACCACUGCUCCCAGUGUGGUAAGGGUUGUAACCAGUUAGGGGACCUGAAACAACAUGAGAGAGUACACACAGGAGAAAAGCUGUACCACUGCUCCCAGUGUGGAAAGGAUUUUACCCAGUUAGGGGUCCUGAAACGGCAUGAGAGAAUACACACAGGAGAGAAGCCUUACCACUGCUCCCAGUGUGGAAAGGAUUUUACCCAGUUAGGGGACCUGAAACGGCAUGAGAGAAUACACGCAGGAGAAAAGCUGUACCACUGCUCCCAGUGUGGAAAGAGUUUUACCCAGUUUUUAAACUUGAAAACACAUGAGAGAAUACACACACAGGGGAGAAGCCUUACCACUCCUCCCAGUUUGGAAAUCGUUUUAAUCAGUUAG